AUGACAAAAGCUCUUCGUAAGCGCCCUGACCAGACGACAGCUUUGGGUCCCACAAGCAAGCCUGCGUGCUCAGGGGUAGAGCGCCGAGCCCCGCAGGGCAGCGGGUCUCCAGAGAGCGGCACCCGGAACUCCCGGCGGCUCKACAGGACGUCCCUAAUCCCCGCCGAGUGGCGGACCCUUCUCAAGGGCAAGGGGAGCUCGCCAUGGGCUCCGGAGUGGGCCAGGCGGGCCCCGCCGCCCGCAUGGUCAGGGGAGGGGAACAAAGGGGCCAAGCCGGAGAGUAGGCAGCAGCCCGGCCGACCUCACCCGGCGCCGGGGUCCCGUUCCUCGCCCGCCGCUGGGCGUCCGGGAUCCCGGCCCCAGGCCCGACCAGGACCUCCCGACGGCCGGAAGCGCUCCCGCCUACCCUUACCGCAGACUCUUACCCUAGCUGGUCCUCCCAAACCGCUCCGGUCCAGCUCCAAGCAGGCCGCGGGCAGAGCCAGGCCCGGCCGCGGCCCUCGAGUUCCCAGGAAGCCGCAGGCCGCGCAGGUCGAGCCGGGCAGGCGGCACAGGAAAAGCCGCGUCUCGUCCCUCCCCUUCCUCCGCGGGGACCUGGUGACAGGGCGGGGAGAGGUUUCUCUGAGCCGCAGCAGCCAGAGCAGGUCCCGUCUCCGGCACGCGGCUCCUCAGGCCCUGCAAUUCAGAGGGAGGCCCGCGCAGUGCUGCCGGCGGCCGUGGCGGGGGGAGGCCGCGUCCAUCGCGAUCCGGGAGGGGGAAGGGUCGAGCGAGUGUCGGGCGGGGAAGCUGCUGAGGGCAGGCGAGCCCGGCGGAGGCGGAGCGAAUCUACCCAGCCGGUGGCUACCCCACGAGCGGCCACCUGGGGCGCUGCGGAGGCGCCAAUGGGAGCGCCGGGCGGCCGGACGCUCUCACCCCGCGGCCUCGGGCUGUCUACUAUGGCUCUCCUAUGGUCCGCCCUGGCACCCUUCUCGCUUCGCUGUCAAUAUGAGGGGACUGAGGCUCCAAGAAAGCGAGAAUUCAGGCCCGAUGUCGUCCCCAGUAAGCAGCAGCAAUGAGGUGGACUUUCGGCUCCAUUUCCUGUGGCUUGUGGUCACAAGGAUCAUGAAAUUUCCCCAGAGAGAGGACUGAAGGUAGCCUCAUUUCCCAGAAGUUG
This is a messenger RNA of Urocitellus parryii (Arctic ground squirrel), 1153 nucleotides long. NCBI's taxonomy places the organism in Eukaryota, Metazoa, Chordata, Mammalia, Rodentia, Sciuridae. The record is from RefSeq and is a predicted model, not a curated record.